AUGGCAGGUGCCUUACAGAUGCUGGUCUGCAGUCGAUUGGCAUUUCGGCGACUCACUGUUAUUUCGUGUAGAUUUACGCAGACAAAAAUAAAUCGGAUAAUUGAUUUGGAAGUGAAAAAGAAGCCGAAAAGAAUUGAAAUUCAAUUUGAGGAAAAACGGGAGCCAAAAUCUCAGGCUAAAAAGAAAAUUCAGUGGAGUGUUGGUUCGAUUGCGAUGUUGAUAAUCCCAGCAUUUGCAUUUUCUCUCGGAUGCUGGCAGGUCAUUCGUCUUCAAUGGAAACUUGAGCUCAUUGAGCACCUCAAAUCGCGGCUAAACCAGCCUGCCGUGCUACUUCCUGACGAUUUGAGAAGUGAAAACUUAGCACCGUUGGAGUAUUGUCGAGUACGCGUGACUGGUGAAUUCCUUCAUGAUCGAUCAUUUGUGAUAAGUCCAAGGGGAAGAUUUGACCCAGAAGUGAAAGCUAGUGCUUCAAGUGGAUCCCUUCUGUCUGAAAAUGAGAUGUCAAGUCACGGUGGACACCUCAUUACACCAUUCAAAUUGGCCAAUUCCGGAAAAGUCAUUCUUAUUAAUCGUGGAUGGAUUCCAUCAUUUCUUUUUGAUCCUGAUUCAAGAACGAAAACAAAUCCAAAAGGAGUAGUGACGUUUGAAGCGAUUGUCAGGAAAUCAGAGCAGAGACCUCAAUUUGUUGGCCAAAAUAUGCCGGAACAGGGAGUUUGGUAUUAUCGAGAUCUCGAGCAAAUGGCAGAAACUUAUGGAACUUCACCGGUGUGGCUUGAUGCCGCUUAUGAUUUUUUAGAGACCACAGUGCCUGGUGGACCCAUUGGAGGUCAAACUAAUGUGAAUGUCCGAAAUGAGCACCUAAAUUAUCUAUUGACGUGGUAUUCUUUGACAAUUGUCACUUUAAUGAUGUGGUGGCAUAAAUUCCGCAAAUAA
This is a messenger RNA of Caenorhabditis bovis, 933 nucleotides long. Lineage: Eukaryota; Metazoa; Nematoda; Chromadorea; Rhabditida; Rhabditidae. The record is from the annotation of a GenBank genome assembly.